CGUUUGACGAAGCCAUGCUGUGGCGCUCGUUCGACCCCCCAUCACGGACGGUGCUGCAGACGACAGUCCGUACAGCAGUCGACUUCCUGUUCGGUCGUCUGGAGAAACAGCACGGUCGGAUAUUGGUGUGCCGCGCCUUGGCAUAUCUUACCUUAGCCAGUAACGGAAUCACCGAGGCGGAGCUUGAUGAUGUGUUGUCUUGCGAUGAUGACGUAUUAAAUGACGUCUACACCUACUGGACGCCGCCCAUUCGCAGACUGCCACCUCUACUUCUGGUUCGCAUGCGGACGGACAUCGACCAAUAUAUCGUUGAGCGCGGUGCAGACGGUGUACGCGUGUUGAACUGGUAUCACCGGCAGUUUACGGAAGCUGCGCACGAGCGCUACUGCGCAGAUGACGCGCAUAACAAGCGUCUCCAUGGCAACCUUGCUGAUUUUUUCGCGGGAACCUGGGCCAAUGGUAGGAUUUAUAAUAAAGAACAAAAAAGCCGUACACGAACGCUAAGGGGGAGGUGAUGAAAGAGGACCGCUAUGUGACGUCACAACCACUGCGUUUCGGAGAGAAGGACUACAACAUCCGGGCUCUCAACAAUCUGUCCUACCACCGCCUGCACGCGGGUCACGUUGACCUUCUCAAGAAGGAGUGUCUCGCCAACGUGCACUUCUGCGUUGCUAAGUUACACGCACUUCCUGUUGAGGCACUCUUGGACGACUUCACGGCGGCCAAAGCGGCGUUCCCGGGGGAUCUCCUAAUCAGGGGCGUCCUGGAGGCACUGCUUCUCUCCCGGAAAGGGCUGCAGACGGACCCGGACCAAUUUGUGCCGCAGUUACACGGUCGCCUUGAGGACAGCGAGACAACAGCCGAGUUCAAGCAGCGCUUGCGCGAAUACAGCUCUAAAGUGUGGUUCGAGCCCGAUGUCAACAUCCUGGAGCGUCCCGGGGGUCAGCUUCUACACAGCAUCCACGUGCACGCGUCCGACAUUGACAUGAUGACGAUGACGUUAUGUGGCACAUACGUAAUCACAGUCUGUCAGUCGUUGAAGGAGAUCAAAAUCUGGAACAUCAAGGUCGACCCUCCGCGGUUGCUACGCAAAGUGACUGGUAAAGGUCAGUGCACAAAGGUCGCGUUGUGCCAUGGUGACGAGUGGGUCGCCAUGGAAGUGGGCAACGUUAUACAAGUAGAAGAACUCCAAACUGGUAAACAAUGUUUGGACAUACCGCUCAAAGGCCGUGCUUCCGCCAAAACGUUCUGUGCUGCUGGUAAACGCAUGAAAACGAUCGUCACGUUAUUUCGAAAACAAAUGAACAUAUAUGACGUCACAAAUGGUAGCCUGAUGCAGACUCUUACAUCAUCAAGUGACGAAGCGAAAUUUGGAGCAAUGAGCAACCCUUCAGGUCGAGACAGAUACGUUGGUAUGACAAGCGACGAUCAAUACUUCCUGUCUGUCCUUGACCUUGAUUCCAUGACAUUGAUGCCUGCGUGGCGAGGAUUUGAGAAGAUCCCCGACGGAGAAGGCAAGUUUGAAGAACAUGAAAUCGAAGCUUUCGACAUCUCCCCCGACGAAACUUACGUCGUAUACACCACUUUGUUCACCGGCGAAAUCGUGUUUGCAGAUUUCAAUGGCAACCGUCUUCGCUCUAUUCCACCCGCCGAGAAACUUAACAUUCGCAGUAUAAACUUCACUGCCGAUGGCACAUGUAUCUACUACAUCAGCGGGAGUACCGUCUUCGUUGUCAAUUCGUCCACGCUGCAGGAGGAAGAUCGUCUUGAACACAAAAUUGACUACCGGCGCAAGCACCGUUGACAUGGUAACAGUGGUAACGAUUGCAGAAGACAGCAACCUUAGGGAAGUGUUUUCUGCUUGGCCACCAGGAGGCACUGUUCGUGACCGGCAAGGCGGAAAAGGACUCGCCAACCACCGUCGUUGGCGUGUAUGAUGUCGGCAAACUGAAAUACAGCGCACUCCUUGAACUAG
Dreissena polymorpha is the source of this 1975-nucleotide messenger RNA. RefSeq lists its product as uncharacterized. Gene Ontology annotation, molecular function: protein binding. NCBI's taxonomy places the organism in Eukaryota, Metazoa, Mollusca, Bivalvia, Myida, Dreissenidae. The transcript has 12 exons. The coding region runs from base 515 to 1804 and encodes 429 amino acids. The record is from RefSeq and is a predicted model, not a curated record.